Drosophila sechellia is the source of this 742-nucleotide messenger RNA. RefSeq lists its product as uncharacterized. Bases 293 to 487 code for a protein of 64 amino acids. The record is from RefSeq and is a predicted model, not a curated record. Lineage: Eukaryota; Metazoa; Arthropoda; Insecta; Diptera; Drosophilidae. The transcript is spliced from 2 exons.
UCGACAGUGGUGGCACGAUGGCUUCAAUGAGAAUUAAAAGAGUGCAAAGAACAGAAAAUUGCAUUAUGCAUAAGUCGCUAGAGCUUAAGCCAUUAUCGAAUCCCUCCACGUAUCCAAACAUGGACAAAUAAAGAUACAGAGAAUGCCAAUAAGAGAGUGAGAGAGAGAGAGAGUGCGAAGCAAUCCAAGAGAUACGAUUCGAAUAAGAGAUAGAGCGCUACUUGUCUAUUGGAACCGUAUAAAACAAGUGUGUCCAUAUUAUGCCCCAUCAUUGGAACUCCUCCGCUUGACCAUGUACCUCCGUCAACAACUCUGGGUGCUCUUGCUCUGGCUCUGCUUCGUCGUUCUCAGCGUGCAUGGCAUGCCGUGGAAAUGGGGACCUGCCUCCAAUUCUGGACCGCAUGGCGGACCCGCCUGGAAUGGCGGAGAAGACUCCACCGACAAUAUAAUCAUCCAUUCGAAAAACACCGGGAAGUGGCGUUACUAAUCUUAUCCAAGUGACAGAGGCGUGACCACAACCAAGUCAAGCUGCAUUUUACAGUAAAUUUAUGAAUAAUUUUACAACUACUUUGCUUUGCAAUUGAUUUUCGUCGAACCGUACUCCAUUUGUAUGCUAAUACUUCAUUCAUGGUCACACUCACUUAAAUAUAGUCACUUCUAUGACAUUUAAGUAUAAACCUUUACUAUACUGUAUGAUCCAAAAUAUUUCAAAGAGAUUAAAAGCCUAAUAUUGCAAAAUGAA